AUGUCAAUAAUCCAUUGGAAGAAAGCUUUUGAGAACUUUGCUUCAUUUAACCAGAAUAAUAAUCAAUCAAUCAGCAUUACAAUUAACAAUCAUGAAUAUUCUUCAACAAUUUUCUUUCUUUCAGCAAUCAGCAACAAACUGAAGAAUGAUUUAAAUGUUGAAACCAUUCCCACUAAUUAUACCUUUACAUGUACCAUCAGUGAUGAGAAUACAUAUAAAAUUCUAGAAGAUCUUUUUAAAGGCAAGUUGAUAAACAAAGUUUUGGAAGACAGUAUUAUUACUGAUUUAUUUGAAGUUGCAGUUGCAAUUGAAUGUCCAGAUUUAAUAGAUUAUUAUUAUGAAAAUUUUCAACUUUCUCAGUACACUUUAAAAAACUUUGAUAAGAACAUCACUUAUUUCAAGCACUUUGAAUUGAAAGAUGAAUUUAUUACAUUUGUAUCACAAAAUAUAAAUAAUAUUGGAAUUCCAACUUUAAUUCAAUGUUGCAGUAGUUUGGGAUACAAUUUUGCAGAGUUAAUUAUUAAAUCGUGUAUCAGCCAAUCAAUAGAUUGCAAUGAUUUUGUUAUUUCAUUAGUUGAAAAUAGUUUAUCUUAUUUCAAUUUAAUUCUUUUAUUAGAUGAGUCAAAAUUAAAUGAAGAAGCGAAAAUCAAAAUAAUUUCAUUCUAUUUUAAUUCUCUGAACAAAGAUGAAGUUAAAAAUGAAUCAAUCAUUGCAUAUAUCAACUCUUUCCUCCCAUCUUUGACAAAUCCAAGAAUUGAAAAUGAAAAGUUGAGAAAAGAAUCUGAAAUAACUAAAGAAGAAAAUGAGAAAUUACGGAAAGAAUCAGAAACAACUAAACAAGAAAAUGAUGUAAUAAGAAAAGAAUCUGAAAUAAAUAAAAUUGAAAUUGACAAACUAAAACAGGAAAUAGAAAUUCUCAAACGCGAAAUUGAGAAAUAUAAUCAAGAUCCAAACUCAUAUAAAAUUGAAAAUGACAAACUAAGAAAAGAAUUAGAUAUUGCUAAAAGAGAAAUUGCAGAUUAUAAAAAAGAUCCGAACGAAUAUAAGGAAGAAAAUGAAAAAGUGAGAAAAGAAUUAGAAACAAUUAGGCAAGAAAAUGAGAAACUAAGAAAAGCGAUUUAUAGUUCACAACAAGAGAUCGCAAUAUUAUCAAAAGAAGCAGAAAGUAAAAGUCGAACAAUUGCGGGCAUCUUAAGAAAUCUUGAAGAUCCUAAUAUGGACGAUGAACAAAAAUCCGAGCCAGUUCAUGUUCAUAAACCGGUUAAUUGCUUUCCUCCAAAACAUCAAAAUGGUUCAAAUCCUUUUUGUAAAAGACCUUUUGGUUCAAACACUUUUAGAGGUUCAAAUGACCCUUUUUAUUAA
This is a messenger RNA of Trichomonas vaginalis G3, 1362 nucleotides long. RefSeq names its product ankyrin repeat domain-containing protein 61 family. The transcript has a single exon. The coding region runs from base 1 to 1362 and encodes 453 amino acids. The record is from RefSeq and is a predicted model, not a curated record. NCBI's taxonomy places the organism in Eukaryota, Parabasalia, Trichomonadida, Trichomonadidae.